Molecule: messenger RNA, 1483 nt
Organism: Spinacia oleracea (spinach)
Lineage: Eukaryota; Viridiplantae; Streptophyta; Magnoliopsida; Caryophyllales; Amaranthaceae
Exons: 5
Coding region: 154-1122 (322 amino acids)
Source: RefSeq, a predicted model, not a curated record
UCCCAACAAUAUGGAUUAGGCCAAAGGCUUUGGCUGAAAAUGGGUGGUCGAUAUCCCCAAUCUUCACCUACGUGGCUAAAUGGAACGAACCACAAGAACAACAAAUGGCCCAAGAACCAACAAUGGCAUUUCCAUUAACACCAAACCAAUUCCAUGGCCAACUUGUUCACCCUUUCUCCGGCUUCCACGCCAUCAUUCUUCCGCAAAAUAACACCAGUUUCAGUUCCAAUUUCCAAAAUCCCAAAACUUCUGGGACAAUCCCAUUUUUCGAGUGCUAGAAGUACUCAUUCAUCAAGCUUCGCCAUGGCUGCUGCUGCUACUGAUACUACAAAGAAUAGAGUUGUUCCCGCCAUUAUUGUUGGUGGUGGAAGAGUUGGGAGAGCUUUACAAGACAUGGGUAACGGUGAUGAUUUGUUGAUUAAAAGAGGGGAUUCUGUACCUCUUGAUUUUGAUGGGCCCAUCUUAGUUUGUACUAGGAAUGAUGAUCUUGAGGGUGUUCUUCAACUUACUCCUCAAUCGCGUUGGACCGAUUUGGUCUUUUUCCAGAAUGGGAUGUUGGAACCAUGGUUUCACAAUAAAGGUCUUGGUGAAGUUGACCAGGUUUUGGCAUAUUUUGCGGUGGCAAAGCUUGGAGAAGCACCAAUUGAUGGUAAGACCGACACUAAUCCAGAAGGCCUGACAGCAGCAUUUGGCAAAUGGGCGUCUGCUAUAGCAGAAAGAUUACGUGUUGGAGGCCUCGCUUGUAAGGUACUCGAUAAGGAAGCAUUUCAGAAGCAGAUGUUAGAGAAGCUGAUAUGGAUAUCAGCAUUUAUGCUUGUUGGAGCCCGUCAUCCUGGAGCAACUGUGGGUAUUGUAGAGAAGGAAUAUCGAUCCGAGGUGUCAGAUCUCAUCGCUGAACUUGCAUCUGCAGCUGCAGCAGAAAAGGGCCUUGCUUUUGAAGAAGGAUUAGAAGAAAGAUUAUGUGCUUAUUCUCGUGCUGUUGCACAUUUCCCCACAGCAGUGAAAGAGUUUAAAUGGAGAAACGGCUGGUUCUAUUCACUAUCUGAGAAGGCAACUUCUGAAAGCAAACCAGAUCCGUGCCCCCUUCACACCGCAUGGCUAAAAGAAUCGAAGAUUGUGUGAAGAAAUAGACUUGAUAUGCAGGUGCACGUCGAAAGAGCGUCUCCAAUCAAAUUGUCUUGUGUACUUUCCAGUGCAAAGCUAAUAAAAAAAAUUGGGCCUUGGCCAUGGGCGGCUGCGAUGCAUGCGGUUUUUGGCCCGUGCUUCCAGCUCAUAGUAUGGGUCUCUAAUUGACGAUUCGUUUUCCGACCUCGAUAAUAUUUCAGUGCGACUUUCGGUCUGCUAAAUUAAUUCCGAUUUUUCUUUUGACAUUUAUGUUCGCUCCCACUGAGCCCAACACCCGUUAUUUCCGAACACUUACGUUCCUUGGAAUAUUUACUGAGUACUCCGUAGUAUUUACUCGUCAAAAUAUUUAAUUUGUUCA